AUGCCUUACUUCCCCAACCCUUGGUUGUUCCAGCAAGCUCCACCCCAGCAAUUCCAAUCUCAAUCCCAAUCGAAGAGAGCCCAAGAGUUCGAAGAAGGUCUGAACCGUUUACGCAAAGAUUAUGCCACAGCCCCGAUGGAAGACGACAGGCUUUCAGUCUCUUCCCUAAGGUCGACCAAUUCGACUCGUACCACAGAUUCGGUUCGUGACCGUGAAGACUACCUCAAGCAGUCUGAGAGACUCUUCAUCCUACAACCAUUUACAGUUGGAGCUCUCAAGAACAUGCGCAAUUACGAAGGUCAGACACCAGCUGGAGACCGCAAAACAGACGUGCUUACAAGAGCAGUCCAACUGGUCAAGACAAAGACUGAGAUAGUCGACUUCAUUCUUGCAGCUUGCCCAUACAAGUAA
Messenger RNA from Trichomonas vaginalis G3, 411 nucleotides. RefSeq lists its product as uncharacterized. The coding region runs from base 1 to 411 and encodes 136 amino acids. The record is from RefSeq and is a predicted model, not a curated record. The transcript has a single exon. NCBI's taxonomy places the organism in Eukaryota, Parabasalia, Trichomonadida, Trichomonadidae.